CUCAUCUCCAGAUAGCUCAUCCUGUUUUUGCUAGCAAACAAGUACCUUUAGAACUUACUCUGUCAAAGCAGAUGGAGCUUGGUUGUUCCUGGAUGUUGUCUAACUGAAAAGAGAGAGGGAUCUGCUUUUAUGCCUUCCUAUACAGUGUUUUUUUCCCCCCUUUUUCUUUAAUCCCAAAGCCAUCUCCAGGAUGGGGAAAGAUAAAUCACGCUCCUUCAGGUUGCUUCUUUCACAUGUUGUUUGAAGUGCCUGGCAGGUCUGUGCAGUCUCAGUUCUAGCACCCCAGGCUGUGGGAUGACUAAUGAAAGCAGAUAGCUGAUGCUCAAGGGAUGGUGCUGUUAACAACACAAAAACAACAGUGUCCUAGGGUAAAUGAAGGAGCUCUUAGAUACAGUUGUUCCACCUUCAUGGUCAUCCUGUGUAUGUAUAGCUGCACUAUCUGAUUUUUGUUUUUUUCCUAGAACUGUGAUAUUGAAGUUUGAGGGCAUACUAAAGACCACCCAGAUUUACUGUUCCUCCAACAGGACUCCAGCAGUGGAGCCACUGAGACUAGCAUUGUGCUUCAGGCUUGACAAAUCAGAGCUGCACACGUUCAUUUUUGUUCCAAUCAUGUUGUCAUAUUUGGAUCAUCUAAAGGUCAAGCUAUCUUUUUGAGGGUAUCAAAAUGGAUAAUGCAUCUUGCUGGGUUACUAACCCGCUCACAAGCCUGUCCCAUUGAACACUGCAGUUCUACGAUGGGUCAAACAACUUCCAUUGCCUACCUUAGUAACAUGCUAAAGCCUAAGGCUGUGUUGGGUUGUGAAACCAUCAUGGAGCAUCCUUUGUGCAUCACGUUUAGGGUGGGUGGCAUGUUCAGGAGAGCAGUCGUACAGAUGCGUAGAGCUCGGGCUCUUUGUUCCCUCCUUCCCUCUAACCUGCAGUGCGAUUCACUCUGGUGUGCUGAAAAAGGGUGGCUGGUGGCUGCCUAAGCAAGCAGAUUUUCAAAAUGUUGAUCCCUUCACAUGUUCUUACUUCAGCCUUGACUUUUCAGAACCCUCACGUGAUUUAUUUACAGAGAAACUGUAAAAACUUGUGUUUGCUUUGUUCAUUUUAUCUUUGAUAAACAUGUGAGAUAUGUGGCCUUGCAGAUGUUAAGCUCCAGGUUCACAUAAAGGAAGUGAAACCCAUACUUAGCUGCUGCUUUCAUUAAAAUAAUAAUUACUUCAGCUCUGCUGAAGUGCUCACAAGCAAAGGGCAGUAGAAAAUUGGAAGGGUUUUGGAACAGAUGAUGAGCAGAUGAAGGCUUUGGGAGAAGAUUUUGCAUUAAGAGGAGUAGGAAGAUUGAUAUCUUUCACAAGAAGUUAGCUAACAAGUACAGACUAAUGAAUGGGUGAGAAGAUGGAUGGGGACUUCUGUUCCCACCUGGUAAUAUUAUGAAAGUCAAAUUAGAAGGUGGUGAAUUCACUACAGACAAAAGGAACUAUUUGUUCAUAACUGCUGCCUGUGAAGCUCAUGGCUACUAGACUGAUCACUGGGGUUAGGGCUUUGGGUUUAAGAACAAUUAACUAAAAGAGGGUAAAAUGAUACUACUUGGAAUACACAAAGCAAUUGCAAUGAUAAGGAGAACCUAUGUUUUUUGUAAGACAGUGUGUCAAUCAGGGAUCAAAAGGGUAUGAGCUAACUUGCCCAACUGCAGGGGCUGGGAAGGAUGUUACUGCUUUUCCAGUACAGCCUUCAUGACUUGUCUUAGUUCUGGAAUGUAACUUUGCCUUCUGGAUAAUGCUGGAGAAGAGCAGGUUGUUAAAGCUGGAUUACCUCUGACCGAGGGAUUCGGAAGUGGCUGCAUUGGCUCGGCCCUGAGAUCUGCCCGGGGCCCUAUAGCAGCAGCCAAAUUGGGUAUUUCAAAGGACAACAUGAGGCUGCAGAAGGGAUUACUAAAACAGAAAGCUGCCCUUUAAUAUCAUUGGUGUUUGUCCUCAGAAUUGGAAAAGCAAAGGUUGAAAGUUUAAUCCAGAAAGCACAAGAGCUGGAAAAUCCCAUUGCCUAACUGAUGGUGGUUCAUGCUGAUGUUUUGUAUCCUUCAGGAAAUUGCUGAUAUGCCUAUUAGGAAAAACGGAGAUGUGCUUACUGUAGACAGCAAGUCUCUACGGUGGCUUAAAGCUAGUGAAAAAUAGAUAAUAUUUAUGACAUCCUCACAGCCGUAUUGUAUGGUACACCCAGUGUGGGGUUCUCGCUUGGGGCUGGGAGGUGGUGGCAGUGCUCAGGGAGGACUUCUGGCUUGAAGACAGCGGGUAUUGCUUCUGGCACUGCUGCAAACUGCCUGGUUCCAGAAGUUGGAGAGGCCAAAACCAAAGGGAGUUUCCUCUCUGCUGAACAUCCCCUGUGGUGCUUGGAGGGUGCUGGCCCCCUCGGGAUGGACGAGGACAGCUGCUCAUUGAAGAGGCGCCCAAAAAAUAGAGGCUGCUGAGUGUAGGUAGGAAAAGGAAGUUAAAUUUAGAUUACCUUCUGCAGUGUCAUCUCCUACCUCAGUGUGGAACUUGCUGUACUCCUUGCUGGGGAAAGAGGAUAAACAAGAAAUGCCAUCCUGUGCACCAGAUGAUGAAUUUGUUUAUAAGGCUUAAUUGCCCCUUGGCACAGCAGCGAGAAAUGAGCUCUCUUAGAAUUAGAAACCGUUGGUGGGUCGUGGCUGGUCGUGCUCUCCCUGGGGAGAGGGAUUAAAAUGCCUGCUGUCACCUGUCCCAGGGCACCCGAUCCCAGUGGCAGUGGGGGAUCACUGCCCACGGCUCUAUGGGGCCAGGGCUGGGUGGGGAUCUGAGAGGUGCUCAGAAGCAGUGAGGACACGGUAUGGGACCAUCUGGAGAUGCUCAGAUGGAACCUGCUGCUCGCCGAACCGAGCAAAUUUAGGCGUUUAACCUACUGUGGAGGAAGAAGCUCUUUUGCUUAGUGAGCUUUAGUUCCCAGCGGGGACCUGUCGACUUCCAGCUCGCAGAGCCCGGCCUGCUGCCAGCGUCCUGCACCGGCAGUGCAGCUCCUCUGCGUCUUCACCGGCACUGCCUCAAGGUUCAGCCUUUUUUCUCUUUGCUGUUUUUUUCAGAAGUGCCCGACCUGAUGUCAUUUCCACCCCGGCUGGGCUGCGUCUGAGAUAUGUCACGGGGAGUGGGAGGAGGAGGAGGGGGAGCCAGCGAGUGCGCGCCGUGCCCCAGGACCCUGUUUACUUUGCAUUCCCGGCCGAGGAAGCCCUGGUUUAAAUAGGAUCGGAGGCGCGGGCUGCCCACAGCUGAGGAGGAAAUGCUUGCUGCGGGGCUUUAAAUUCCUGCGUUCCCAUGCGCGGGUGCAGAGGAUGAGCCUGCAGAAUGCCUUUCCUCUUGGGUCUCAGACAGGACAAGGAAACCUGCAUGGGUGUCAACAAUCAAAGUUACAUAUGUGAAACGGGCCACUGUUGUGGACAGUCCCAGUGUUGCAACUACUACUAUGAACUCUGGUGGUUUUGGCUGGUGUGGACCAUCAUCAUCAUCCUCAGCUGCUGUUGUGUUUGCCACCACCGCCGCACCAAGCAUCGUCUGCAGGCCCAGCAGCGGCAACAUGAGAUCAACUUGAUUGCUUACCGGGAAGCCCACAACUAUUCAGCCCUGCCGUUUUAUUUCCGGUUUCUGCCAAAUUAUUUACUACCUCCCUACGAGGAAGUGGUGAACAGACCGCCGACCCCCCCGCCGCCAUACAGUGCCUUACAUCAGCAGUGUGUCCCAGCAGGCAGCAGUAGCACAAUCCCAGACACGCCGAGAAACCUGCAGCCAGCACAGAGCAGCUCGGCAGUGCCCAGCGGCAAUAACAGCAGUACUGACAGCACCGGGUCCCCUGGCCUCGGAGACCCUGAGCCUUCCACCGCCACGCUGGUCGAGCGAGCAGUAGCCAAAAUGCAAAGUGUGGAGCCCGGCGGCACCAGCACGGGAGCCGAGCUGGUGGAGAGGGCCAGUCCCGAAAAGGAUACGGAGUGCAAGGAGGAACUGCUGAAAGGUUACAGCUCGGAGAGCUUAGAGCAGAGCAGCGCCAUUCCCGACGCCAAGGACAAGACGCCGGGCAGGCAGCGCCGCUUCACGGGCGACUCGGGCAUCGAAGUCUGCGUAUGCAACCGGGGCCAUCACGACGAUGACCUCAAGGAGUUCGACGGGCUCAUCAAUGAUGCUCUGGACGGGCCCCUGGACUUCUGUGACAGCUGCAGCGGCCGCCCGCACGGCGAUGAGGAGGAAGGGCUUUUUAAUGCCACGGAGGAGCAGCACCGCGAACACAGCCACCACCACAUGCCCCGGCAGCCGGUGUGUGUACUCUUGAACACAAUAAACGAGCAGGACUCUCCAAACUCCCGCACCAACAGCUCCCCCAGCUAAGGAGGCAGAGCGGGAAGGAGAACUGGGGGGAAAACGAAGAAAUAAGUGAAAUAAGCAGAUAGAAACUUUGAAAGGAGAAAAAGGUGAUAUAACCUUUUUUGUUCUUUUUUUUUUUUUCCUUUUUCCUCCUCCAGUGUAAUUCGGGGACUCGUCCCGAAGGCCCAGCUUGUGGGGACGGGCUGCUCUGGAUUUCGUUAAUCAUGUCCGUUCUGCUCCGUGGGGCAGGGACUGUUUGUCAAUGAGACCUUCUCACAAAUGGAACUUUUCCAAUGGUGAUUUUGGUGAUGGUUAUUAUGAGUUUGUUGGUAUUAGUUUUCCAGAACACUGCUUUAUCUCGCAAUCAGUAAAGCUCAGCAAAUCUCACCCUGGGAGGAUACGAAAUCACCACAACGCUUCAACCUCCAGGUGUCUUCCCAGAAGCAAGCAGCUUCUGACAGUGCCGGCAGUCAGUAGCCCAAGAGUUCUGGUUUGAUAUAGUGCUCUUGAGGCAUUGUGGGGUUUUUUUUUUCACUUUUUAGUUUUUUUUUUUUCUUUCUUUUGAUGUUAAACUUUCCCAAAGCUGAUGAAUGCCUCAACACAUCAGCCCUAUAAUCUCUGGUGCUUCAGUGUUUAAGACAGCAGGUAGGAAAUUUCCCACUUGAAGCUGGUGGUGGAAAGACCAGUUUCUUCCAGGAGUGUUAGUCUACCACAAGCAGUCUGAAAGGAGAUGUUUUUCAGAAAUUUGCCUUUACAUGUAAUUUUCAAAGACAAGUGUAUUCCUUCAAUGCCUCCAAGAGCACAGCUAGAAGUAGAAUCAAGGCAGCUGGGCUGCCUUCCAAGUACUGUGGUCUCCGAAUGACCUUUUCCCGGUGUGCUGCAAAAGGGCUUGGCUUUAUUUUUUUUCCUUAUUUUUGCACCCUGAGAGCAGCACACUCGAGUUAAGAUGACAAAAAAGAAGAACAGGGCUCUCUUUGGCCAGUGUGCCUUCAAGCUUCAGCGAUGCAUGUUGAACAAAUGGAGACGAGAGCUCCGUCCAUUGCGAAGGGAUGACUUACCAUGUAGAUGUGGAACACCUGUGCAGUAUUUUUGUUUUUUCAAUCCAAAAGUUUGGUGCGAUUCUGAUGUUGACCACUUAAAGAAAAUGAAUGUCUGUUUUCUUUUUUCUUUUUUUUUUUUUAAAUAGUGGCAACUGGCUACUGUAUAAUGUCUGUGAGCGUGUGUGUGUGACUGCAAUCCAUGCAUGCGAGUCCUACUGGUAAUAUGAAAACCUGCUGUAAGACUGCAAGAAAAUUUACUGUAGCUUUGCUUUAAUAAACGGUAGAGAUUUUGUUAGUAACAACCUGAAGGGAAAAACAAAACGAGCUGAAAACUAACAUUCCCUGGUGUGCUCGUGUGGAAGAGAGCACAAUUCAGACUGUGUAUCUUGUUCUUGGGUUAUGUCCCCAUCCCUUUUAUAACUAUGGUCAUCCAGAUCAUUACUAUUAUGGGGGAAGAAAUUGAAAACUGAACUCAGUCGUAUUCAGAUUUGAUUGAUUGAAAACCAAAAUCAGUUUCAAAUAAGGUGGAAACCAAAAUAUAAUGCCUUUUCUCAUAA
Phasianus colchicus (ring-necked pheasant) is the source of this 5937-nucleotide messenger RNA. Lineage: Eukaryota; Metazoa; Chordata; Aves; Galliformes; Phasianidae. The record is from RefSeq and is a predicted model, not a curated record.